Molecule: messenger RNA, 4443 nt
Organism: Eubalaena glacialis (North Atlantic right whale)
Lineage: Eukaryota; Metazoa; Chordata; Mammalia; Artiodactyla; Balaenidae
Gene: WDR19
Product: WD repeat domain 19
Exons: 37
Coding region: 253-4143 (1296 amino acids)
Biological process (GO): cilium assembly; intraciliary retrograde transport
Cellular component (GO): intraciliary transport particle A; cilium
Molecular function (GO): protein binding
Source: RefSeq, a predicted model, not a curated record
ACGAACCCCGGGGAAGCGGGAAGAAGCCCGCCAAGCGUCGCUUUGAGGAUAGGAGCUUGUGACCUCCCUUCGUCCUCCCGACGUGUUUUCUCACUGCUAGAAAAGACUUGGCUUGGCACACCAAUAAAGUUUACCUGGCAGAAAACAUCAGGAAACUACCUUGCAGUAACAGGAGCUGAUCAUAUUGUGAAAAUCUUUGAUCGCCAUGGUCAAAAAAGAAGUGAAAUUAACUUAUCUGGUAACUGUGUUGCUAUGGAUUGGGAUAAGGAUGGAGAUAUCCUAGCAGUGAUUGCUGAGAAAUCCAGUUGCAUUUAUCUAUGGGAUGCCAACACAAACAAAACCAGCCAGUUAGACAGUGGCAUGAGGGAUCAAUUGUCUUUCCUUCUUUGGUCAAAAUUUGGAAGUUUCCUGGCUGUUGGAACUGUUAAAGGAAAUUUGCUUAUUUAUAAUCGUCAGACAUCUCGAAAGAUUCCUGUCCUUGGAAAACAUACUAAGAGAAUCACAUGUGGAUGUUGGAAUGCAGAAAACAUGCUUGCAUUAGGUGGUGAAGAUAAAAUGAUUACAGUUAGUAAUCAGGAAGGUGACACGAUAAGACAGACACCAGUGAGAUCAGAGCCUAGCGACAUGCAGUUUUCCAUGAUGAAGACUGAUGACCGCACCUCCACUGCUGAAAGCACAGUAAGAGUUCUAAAUCAAAUCCAGGCCCAAAUUAUUUUGAUAAGUGUAGUGGUUGGCAAGAAAACUUUGUUUCUUUUUAAUCUGAAUGAACCAGAUAGCCCAAUUGAUCUGGAGUUUCAGCAGCGCUACGGCAACAUUGUCUGCUAUAGUUGGUAUGGUGAUGGCUACAUCUUGAUUGGUUUUUCACGUGGAAUUUUUGUGGUCAUUUCCACUCAUAUUCGAGAGAUUGGUCAAGAGAUAUUUCAGGGUCGUGACCAUAAAGAUAGUCUAACCAGUAUUGCAGUAUCACAGACCCUUAACAAAGCUGCUACAUGUGGUGAUAACUGCAUUAAAAUCCAUGACUUGGCAGAAUUAAAAGACAUGUAUGCUAUAAUCAACCUGGAUGAUGAAAAUAAAGGGUUGGGCACCUUGUCCUGGACAGAUGAUGGUCAGUUGCUGGCCCUGUCUACCCAGAGAGGAUCGCUGCAUGUUUUCCUGACCAAGCUCCCUAUCCUCGGAGAUGCCUGCAGCACCAGGAUUGCAUAUCUCACCUCCCUCCUUGAAGUCACCAUAGCCAAUCCUGUUGAAGGAGAGCUACCAAUCACAGUUUCUGUGGAUGUGGAACCCAACUUUGUAGCAGUAGGGCUUUAUCAUCUGGCUGUGGGAAUGAAUAAUCGAGCUUGGUUUUAUGUCCUUGGAGAGAACGCUGUUAAAAAAUUGAAAGAUGUGGAGUAUCUGGGGACAGUAGCCAACGUUUGCCUUCAUUCUGACUAUGCAGCUGCACUUUUUGAAGGCAAAGUCCAGUUACAUUUGAUAGAAAGUGAAAUGUUGGAUGCUCAAGAAGAACGUGAGACUCGACUUUUCCCAGCAGUGGAUGAUAAGUGCCGUAUUUUAUGUCAUGCCUUAACUGGUGAUUUCCUCAUCUAUGGCACAGAUACUGGUGUCAUUCAGUAUUUCUACAUUGAAGAUUGGCAAUUUGUUAAUGAUUAUCGACAUCCUGUCAGUGUGAAAAAGAUUUUUCCUGACCCAAAUGGGACCAGAUUAGUUUUCAUUGAUGAAAAAAGUGAUGGAUAUGUCUACUGUCCAGUUAAUGAUGCUACCUAUGAGAUUCCAGAUUUUUCACCAACCAUUAAAGGUGUUCUUUGGGAAAACUGGCCAAUGGAUAAAGGUGUGUUUAUUGCCUACGAUGAUGAUAAGGUGUACACUUACGUCUUUCACAAGGACACUAUACAAGGAUCCAAGGUCAUUUUGGCUGGUGGCACCAAAGUUCCCUUCUGUCAUAAACCUUUGCUGUUAUAUAACGGAGAAUUGACCUGCCAGACGCAGAGUGGAAAAAUAAACAACAUCAACCUUAGCACCCACAGCUUCCUCCACAGUUUAAAAGAUGUGGGGCUUAAUGAUCUGAGGCAGAUGCUGACGCAGACUUUAAUGCUAAAAAGGUUUUCUGAUGCUUGGGAAAUGUGCAAGAUUCUGAAUGAUCAUGCUGCCUGGAAUGAGUUGGCCAGAGCUUGUCUACACCACAUGGAAGUGGAGUUUGCUAUCCGUGUUUAUCGGACAAUUGGAAACGUUGGCAUGGUGAUGUCCUUGGAGCAAAUAAAGGGAAUAGAGGACUACAAUCUUUUGGCAGGACAUCUUGCCAUGUUUACUAAUGAUUUCAACCUGGCUCAGGACCUGUACCUGGCAUCCAGCUGUCCCAUUGCUGCCCUGGAGAUGAGAAGGGAUUUACAGCACUGGGACAGUGCUCUACAACUGGCAAAGCGUUUAGCCCCAGACCAAAUACCGUUUAUAUCAAAAGAAUAUGCUAUUCAGCUUGAAUUCACGGGUGAUUAUGUAAAUGCCUUGGCUCAUUAUGAGAAAGGAAUAACAGGUGAUAAUAAGGAACAUGAUGAGGUAUGUCUGGCUGGCGUGGCCCAGAUGUCCAUAAGAAUGGGAGACAUCCGCCGAGGGGUUAGCCUAGCCCUCAAGCACCCCAGCAGGGUCCUUAAAAGAGACUGUGGAGCCAUAUUGGAGAAUAUGAAGCAAUUUUCAGAAGCAGCUCAACUCUAUGAAAAAGGUCUCUACUGUGACAAAGCAGCAUCUGUUUACAUCCGCUGUAAGAAUUGGGCAAAAGUUGGUGAACUUCUGCCUCAUGUUUCUUCUCCAAAGAUUCACUUGCAGUAUGCCAAAGCUAAAGAAGCAGAUGGAAGAUACAAAGAAGCUGUUGUGGCUUAUGAGAACGCAAAACAGUGGAACAGCGUGAUCCGCAUCUACCUGGACCACCUCAACAAUCCAGAAAAGGCUGUCAGUGUUGUCAGAGAAACCCAGUCCCUGGAUGGAGCCAAGAUGGUAGCCCGGUUUUUUCUACAGCUAGGUGACUACGGGUCUGCCAUCCAGUUUCUUGUUAUGUCCAAAUGUAACAAUGAAGCUUUCACACUGGCUCAGCAGCACAACAAAAUGGAAAUCUAUGCGGACAUUAUUGGUUCUGAAGACACUACUAAUGAGGACUAUCAAAGCAUUGCCUUAUACUUCGAAGGAGAAAAAAGACAUUUUCAGGCUGGAAAAUUCUUCUUGCUGUGUGGCCAGUAUUCACGAGCACUUAAACACUUGCUGAAAUGUCCAAGCUCAGAAGAUAAUGCAGCAAUAGAAAUGGCAAUUGAAACUGUUGGUCAGGCCAAAGAUGAACUGCUGACCAGUCAACUGAUAGACCACCUUAUGGGGGAGAGUGAUGGCAUGCCUAAGGAUGCCAAGUACCUGUUCCGCUUGUACAUGGCCCUGAAGCAGUACCGAGAAGCCGCCCGGACUGCCAUCAUCAUUGCCAGGGAAGAGCAGUCUGCAGGAAACUAUCGGAAUGCACAUGACGUUCUCUUCAGCAUGUAUGCAGAACUUAAAUCUCAGAAGAUCAAAAUUCCCUCUGAGAUGGCCACCAACCUCAUGAUUCUGCACAGUUACAUACUAGUGAAGAUUCAUGUUAAAAAUGGAGAUCAUGUGAAAGGGGCACGUAUGCUUAUCCGGGUGGCCAACAACAUCAGCAAAUUUCCGUCACACAUCGUGCCGAUCCUGACGUCUACCGUGAUCGAGUGUCACAGGGCCGGCCUGAAGAACUCUGCCUUCAGCUUUGCAGCCAUGUUGAUGAGGCCCGAGUACCGCAACAAGAUAGAUGUCAAAUACAAAAAGAAGAUCGAGGCAAUGGUCAGGAGACCUGAUACAUCCGAGACAGAAGAGGCCACAACCCCAUGUCCAUUCUGCGAAUUUCUUCUCCCAGAGUGUGAACUUCUCUGUCCUGGAUGUAAAAAUAACAUCCCAUAUUGCAUUGCAACAGGUCGACAUAUGUUACAGGAUGAUUGGACAGUGUGUCCACAUUGCGACUUCCCUGCACUGUAUUCAGAAUUCAAGAUCAUGUUAAACACUGAAAGCACAUGUCCUAUGUGUUCAGAAAGAUUAAACUUUGCUCAGCUGAAAAAAAUCUCAGACUGUACCCAGUACCUGCGGACAGAAGUGGAGCAGUGAGUGGCAUGUGCAGGUAUUAUGGUCCUGAGAAGAUACCAUUUUUCCACAGGAGGCUGUGUUUCUACCCCUGGCAGAUUUCAAGAUGGUCCUUCCUGAAUACAGAAAAAACAAGGUCACCUCUUCAGGUCACCACUUUCAACUUCUGUAGAGUGGCAAACAAACAGUGACAUAUAACAUGCUGUUUAUUAUACUCUGUAUAUUUCCUCUUCUGAGUCUUACAUAUUCUAUGCUCUAUACUGUUAAUAGUAACCUAUGACAUAACUGUAAAUAUUCAGCUUUUUGAUAUCUUUUCUAUUUUGA